UUUAAAUAAAAAUUUAAAGUUGGCAGCACUUUUAACUGUCAAAAACGUUGUGCACCAUGAACAUAGCUCAACUUCUGUUGUGAAAUGUCAAACAGCUGCUUGUCAAAUGCUGCUUGUUUUUGUGUUGCUAUUUGAAGUCAGUCGCACGUGUUGACUGUGUUUGCAAUUUAUUUAAAUUAAACUAAUAAAAUCAUGAGUAAAAAAGGUAAAGGAAGCAGUAAUCUUGGUAGAUCCUUAAUCAAAGACAGAUUUGGUCAUGCAAAUCGUAAAAAAGUGGACAAUGACACAAUGUUACACACAACAGAAAUUCAAGAUGGUUAUGAUUGGGGUCGUUUGAAUUUAACAUCCGUUACCGAAGAGUCAUCAUUUCAGGAUUUCUUGCGUACAGCUGAACUGGCUGGCACAGAAUUUCAAGCUGAGAAGCUGAAUAUAACUUUCAUUAAUCCUAAACAAGGUGUGGGUUUGUUAUCUAAAACACAACAGCAAAUAAUUAAAAAAAAACAUGAUGAUAAUCGUGAUUUACUAAAAAUACCACGACGUCCAAAAUGGACCGCAGACACCACUGCUGAAGAAUUGGAACGUGCAGAAAAUGAAAGUUUUCUGAACUGGCGUAGAGAUUUAACUCUAUUGCAGGAAGAAGAUGAAGAAAUGUUAAUGACACCAUAUGAAAAAAAUCUGGAAUUUUGGCGUCAAUUAUGGCGCGUUGUUGAACGUUCCGAUGUUGUGAUACAAAUUGUAGAUGCACGUAAUCCCUUGCUGUUCCGUAGUGAUGAUUUGGAAAAGUAUGUAAAGGAAGUGGAUGAAAACAAAAUGAAUGUUAUACUGUUGAAUAAAUCAGAUUUACUAACAGAUCAACAGCGUGUAUAUUGGGCAGAUUAUUUUGAUAAACAAGGCAUACGUACAGCAUUCUUUUCUGCGGUGUUAGCUGCUGAGGAAUUAAAACUGGCGGCCGAAGCAGAGAAGUUAAAUAAAGUUAAAGUAGAAGAUGGUAUUGUUACGGAUGAAGAUGCACUAAGUAUGAAAGAAAUUAAGGCUGCAGCAAAUGAAAUAAAUCAAGCACUUGAUGUUUGUGAAGAAAAGUUAAGUCAAAUUGAGCAAAAAAUAUAUGGUGACGAUAAAACGGAAAAAGCCACUAAUGGCGUGACAUUGAGAAAUAAUCCUAAAGUCCUAACACGCUUAGAACUUAUAGAGUUUUUAAAAACCGUGUACAAUGGUUCAACUCGUACGCCAAAUGUAACCACAGUCGGUUUGGUGGGUUAUCCAAAUGUAGGAAAGAGUAGUACCAUAAAUGCGCUAAUGACACAGAAAAAAGUUUCCGUUUCGGCGACUCCUGGUAAAACGAAACAUUUUCAAACAUUAUAUUUAGACAAGGAUUUGUUGCUGUGCGAUUGUCCAGGAUUGGUUAUGCCCAGUUUUGUAUUAACAAAGGCUGAUAUGAUAUUAAAUGGUAUACUACCAAUCGAUCAGAUGCGUGAUCACGUUCCUGCUGUUAAUUUAUUAUGCACACGUAUACCACGUCAUGUGUUAGAAGACAAAUAUGGUAUUAUUAUAGCUAAACCGAUGGAAGGUGAAGAUCCUACACGUUGUCCACAUUCAGAAGAGCUUCUUUUAGCUUAUGGCUAUAAUCGAGGCUUUAUGACGUCUAAUGGUCAACCUGAUCAGUCACGCUCAGCUCGUUAUGUUUGUAAAGACUAUGUAAAUGGAAAAUUGCUUUUUGCUAUUGCUCCACCUGAUGUGCCACAAGAUGAAUAUCAUAUAUUUCCAGAAAGACAGCGAAAACAGGUUGAUGAAAAAGCACUGCCCAGUCAGCAACAGCGAGCAAUGCGGAUUGAUAAAAGUUCAACUUCAAAGGACAUCGACACUCAAUUUUUCGCAGCUAAUAACAAUCAAGCUUAUGUUAAAGGUCGUAGCAAUUUUCCACAUAUACGAGUCUCAGCCGAUGGUACAAUUUCAGCAACGGAACCCACUGCCAAGCCCUGGCGCACCAAUAAAAAAGAGAAACGUGAAAAACUACGAAAAAAAUUCUCGCACUUAGAUCAGCAUUAAUGUAUAAAAAAAUGAGCGUAAAUAUUUUUUUUUUGUAAUUAUUAUUCAUUUUCGAGUAUUUUAAAGUGUAUAAAAAUGGUUUCUCAUUAUAGGUCUCUGUACAUAAAUAAUUAUAAUACAAUAUAAUUUUAUAAACAUU
This is a messenger RNA of Teleopsis dalmanni, 2185 nucleotides long. RefSeq names its product large subunit GTPase 1 homolog. The coding region runs from base 193 to 2046 and encodes 617 amino acids. Gene Ontology annotation, biological process: ribosomal subunit export from nucleus. The record is from RefSeq and is a predicted model, not a curated record. NCBI's taxonomy places the organism in Eukaryota, Metazoa, Arthropoda, Insecta, Diptera, Diopsidae. Gene Ontology annotation, molecular function: GTPase activity; GTP binding. The transcript is spliced from 5 exons. Gene Ontology annotation, cellular component: cytosol.